Molecule: messenger RNA, 3624 nt
Organism: Mycosarcoma maydis (corn smut)
Lineage: Eukaryota; Fungi; Basidiomycota; Ustilaginomycetes; Ustilaginales
Product: cytoskeletal protein-binding protein SLA1
Exons: 1
Coding region: 1-3624 (1207 amino acids)
Biological process (GO): regulation of actin filament polymerization; actin cortical patch assembly
Cellular component (GO): nucleus
Molecular function (GO): identical protein binding; cytoskeletal protein binding; ubiquitin binding
Source: RefSeq, a predicted model, not a curated record
AUGGCGUACGUAGCGCUCUGUAAGGCGCUCUACGACUACGUAGCUCAGGCCGAGGACGAGCUCAACCUUACCGAGGAUGACCACCUCUACAUUCUCGAGUCUGAUGACCCCGAGUGGUGGAAGGCCAAGCUGCGUCGUCUCGAUGAGCACGGCACCCCCAUUCAGGACGACUCAGACGACAGCACCGUUGGUCUCGUCCCGGCCAACUACGUCGAGGAAGCCGAACCUAUCCGCCUGAGCCGUGCUCUGUACGACUACGAGGCACAGACCGAGGAAGAGCUGUCAAUGGCAGAAGACGAGCUGCUUCGCGUCUACGAGUCAGAUGGCGUAUGGCUUCUUGUCAAGAAGCAGGGCAACGACCCGCUCAGCGGCGGUGAGGGAAGGCUCGGCUACGUACCUGCGAACUAUGUCGACGAAGCUGAGGCGGUGGACACAGGUGCAGCUCCAGCCGUUGAGGACGAGUACACAGCCGCCGACGAAGACGAUGAAGACGACGACGAUACCGAUGUCACCGGCUCCGGCGCACCCAUCCCUCAGAUCCAUCUUCCGCAGACGGCACAGCUCGGCAAGGGUGACAACAUCAAGAUGUGGCCCGUGUCGGCCUUGGAUAGCAAAAAGAAGAAAAAGAAGGGCACUCUCGGUAUUGGCAACGCUUCGCUCUUUUUUGCUUCGGAAAGUGACAAGACUCCAGUCAAGAAGAUCAGCAUUCUUCACAUCGCCAGCCACUCGCUCGAAAAGGGCAAGACACUCCACCUCCAACUCUCACCCGAAGCAGGCCUGUCCGAGUCCACCUUGGAUUUUCAUGCAGGCUCCAAGGAUGCUGCUAACGACAUUAUCAGAAAAAUCGAGGUGAGCAAGGCCAACGCUCUCACAGCAGCAGCAGCCCCUGUUCCUGUUCCUGUUCCUGCUCCUGCUCCUCCCGCCGCCGCCGCCGCUGCUGCUUCUGCUGCAGUGCCAUUGCCCCCGCCGCCUCCACCUGCUCCGCCUGUUGCUAGCGCAGCAGCGCUGCCACCGCCCACACGCACUACAAGCGCUACCCUUCCGCCGCCCGUUCGCAAGAAUGUCUCGUUUCAGUCACAGCCCGCUGCUGAGCCGGAGGAGGCUGUCGAACAUGGCGUGGCCAUGUAUGACUUUGAGGCUCAAGGCGAUGAUGAGCUCACCGUGACCGAAAACGAACACCUCAUCAUUCUCGAAAAGGAGAACGACGACUGGUGGAAAGUUCGCAAUGAUGCCGGUCAGGAGGGUGUUGUGCCCGCCAGCUACGUCGAGGCCACUGACGCUUCCGCAGCUGCAGGUGCAAGCUCGGGCGCUACGGCUGCGGCUGCUCUAGCUGCGCAACAGGAAGAGGAAGAGCGCCUUCGACGAGAGGAGGAGGAAGCUGCCACUGUGGCUGAAGCGGAACGUCAACGCGAGGCUGUUGAUCGGCAGAGGGAGGCCAGGGAGCGCGGAGAACGAGAGGAGAAGGAGAGAGCGCGACGAGAAGCUCUCAAAGCACAGCCCGUGCCUGCGCCUCCCAAGCUCACACAGCGACCCAGCACCACCGACGUCAGCCGCGCUGCCAAAAACGUCGCGAUCCCUCAAGGUCGCAGCGCACCCGAGCGCCCCAAAGACGGCGGUAGCCGUUCCAAGCCUUCGCCUACCAACACGCGCAUGUGGACUGACCGCACUGGCGCUUUCAAGGUCGAGGCUGAGUUCCUCGGUUUCAACCAAGGAAAGAUCCGUCUGCACAAGAUGAACGGCGUUGUCAUUGAGGUCGCCAUCGAGAAAAUGUCGAACGGGGACAUUGCUUUCCUCGAAGACAUUACGGGAAAAAAGCUCAACCCUACCGACGAAGAGAUCGCUGCUUCCGCUGCACGACGACGCGAACGAGAGCGAGAACGCCAGUCGAGCCGACCCCAGUCUUCUGCAGUAGCUGGGAUGCCGCGCGAGGACCGUGAACGAGAGCGCGAACGUCGAAAGGAGAAGGAGCGUGAACAGCGCCGCCGCGAAUCAGCACGAUCGGGACCGAAGCGCAACGUCGACUGGUUCGAGUUCUUCCUCGCUGCUGGUGUUGAUGUGGACGACUGCACUCGUUACGCCAGCUCCUUCGAGCGAGAUAAGAUCGACGAGACGGUCCUGGCUGAUCUUGACCCCAGCACACUGCGUAGCAUUGGUCUGCGCGAGGGCGACAUUAUCCGAGUCACCAAGUUCAUCGACAAAAAGUAUCGCCGAGACAAGUCGCACUCUUCGUUGUCCUCGUCGCGCGCCUCUGGUCGUGCCAACGCCAACACUGCAGCGGAUCUGGAAAGGCAAAUCAAGGCAGAUGAGGAGCUGGCGCGCAAGCUGCAGGAACAGGAAAGCUCGGCUCGACGAGGCGACUCGGUGAGCCCUGCGCCGCCUCAGCUCUUCUCAGGCCCGGAUGGCACGCUCAAGAACAACACGCGGCGCGGUAGGCCUACGCCAAAGAGCACUAGCAGCAGCAAUGUGGAUGCUGCCUCGUUGGCGGCCGCCUCGGAAUCGCUUGCUCGCACUGCUACGCCUCCCGCUCGUACAGCCACGGCGAGCCCUGCAGUGGCUCCGAAGCGCACCGGCUCUUCGCUCGCCAAUGGCUUCGACGACGACGCAUGGACGCCACGACCGCCGAGCACCAAGCCAACGACACCUGCGCGGCCGACUGUAGCAUCGCCUGCGCCAUCUACGCCUGCAGCGCCUGCAGCGCCGCCUGCACCCACGCCGCCUCCAGCUGCAGUCGCUGUGGCGUCUUCGGCGCCGCCUGCUGACCCAAACUCUGCACUGUUUGAGAAGCUCGCCGCGAUGAAGGCGCCGUCAGCAAGCGUUAGCCCGCGUCCCGGUGUCAGCCCUUCGCCUGGAUCGUCGUUUCUGGGCCAAUCGCAGAUGUACAACCCGAAUGCGCCACGCGGACCGUUUGCGCCUGUGCCUGCCAACCAAGGCCUGUUGCAGCCGUUGGUGCCAACCCAGGGAACAGGACAAUUUGUGCCCACCAAGACAGGCAUGAUGGGCAUGCAGAUGACUGGCAUGCAACCGCAGCUGACUGGGUGGGGAAUGCAAGGUAUGCAGGGCAUGCAGCCUCAAAUGACGGGCUUCAACAACAGUAUGGGAAGCAUGAGUGUGAUGGGCGGCAUGGGGAUGCAGCCGCAAGCCACUGGAUUCGGUAACGGCAACGGCUACGGUAUGAAUGGCUCGUCUCCUUUUACAGGUGGCCAGAUCAGCACACAACAGACGGGCUUGGUCGGCAUGGGUAUGCAGCCGCAAGCAACGGGGUUCAACAACUUUGGCCAGAACGCACAGCAGAUGAUGACACAGCAGACAGGCUUCGGAAUGGGUUCGCAGCAGCAGGGACAACAGCUGCAAGCGGAACAAGACGAAAAGGAAAAGUUCAAGGCGUCCAACAUCUUCCAGCAGAUGAAGACGGGAGCUUUCGCCAAGGACCCGAAUGCUGCGCCGCAGUCGAGCGAAAAGUACGACGCGCUUCGGCCUCAGCCAACGGGCUUCCAGCCUGGUGGGGUGAUGCCUCAGUUUACGGGCAUGGGUUUCGGACAGUCGGCGCAACAACAGCAGCAGCAGCAACAACAGCAGUAUCCUUACAACAACGCUUACGGUGGUGGCUUUGGUGGAGGAUUCUAA